This is a messenger RNA of Talaromyces atroroseus, 2016 nucleotides long. RefSeq lists its product as hypothetical. Bases 1 to 2016 code for a protein of 671 amino acids. Gene Ontology annotation, biological process: regulation of DNA-templated transcription; DNA-templated transcription. Lineage: Eukaryota; Fungi; Ascomycota; Eurotiomycetes; Eurotiales; Trichocomaceae. Gene Ontology annotation, molecular function: DNA binding; DNA-binding transcription factor activity, RNA polymerase II-specific; zinc ion binding. The record is from RefSeq and is a predicted model, not a curated record. The transcript is spliced from 7 exons. Gene Ontology annotation, cellular component: nucleus.
AUGCCAACACUCAUGUCUGACGAAAAGACUGUCGCUGCCGCCACCUCCACGACCACUACAACUAAUUCCUCAAGACAACGCCCGGGAUCAGCAUGCGAGGAGUGUCGAAGGAGGAAGCUGAGAUGCGAUAGACAGCCUCAAUGUGGCAACUGUGUCGAAGCCGGGGUCGUAUGUACCACGACUACGGUGCGGCCUGCACGAGGCCCGAAGAAAGGUCAUCUCAAGGCCUUGAAAGGCAGAAUAGCCACACUCGAGCGGUGCAUAAUGGAACAGCAGGGUGGUAUUUCUUUGCCAGUUAGUGACGGAUCAUUGUCACCGGAAAACCCACAGCCAUGUAGUCCAGACGCGGAGAAUGGAUUGGAUAAAACAUUCGAGAGACGGACGUCUGUUGCAUCGAUUUCGCCGUCCGUGCAAGUCCCAUAUACCAUUUCAGAACUCGUGAAAGCUGACCUAUUGCUUGACGUGAUUGAGUCUAAAGACAAUGAGAUGGACUUCUUCGACAUAGAACAGGCGCAGGCAUGGCUAUUGAUCACAAUCUAUCAGUUUAUGAGGACUACCUAUCGCAAAGGCUGGCUGAGUGCCGGCCGUCUGUUCCGACUCAUUCAGUUAAUGAGGCUAUAUGAACUCGACAGUCCCAAUGAGAUAGCCAACCAGAUAAUUGAACCAGACUGGGUUGAGCUAGAAGAGAAGAGACGAACAUUUUGGAUGGCAUACACCCUGGAUAGGUUUGCCAAUAUCCGCAGAGGAUGGCCCAUCACUUUAACGGAGCAGGUCCUGACGCGCCUACCUAUGCCUGAAGUUGAGUUCCAGAGCGGGCAGCCUGUCGUUAUGGGCUUUCUGUCAGACUCGCUAGCGGGCAGUGACUUCAUUUCCACUCCUCAGUCAUCAUUCUCGGAAUGCAUCAUUUUAGCUACUAUAUGCGGACGUACCAUCUCCCAUAAACAUCUAUCUAUGGUGGAUGGCAUGUAUGGUAGCAACCCGCAAGAGUUCUGGAGCCGACAUGAGUGGAUCGACACUGCUCUAGCAACAAGGAUUUCUAUGUUGUCAUUAACAUACCCAUUCCAGCCAGAGCAUAUGGAUCCCAUGCUCUUGUUCACAAAGAUGAUAGCACAGACCACCAUUCUAUGUCUGCAGAAGAUAAUCGAGUCAACGACGUGGGAAACUGGCGAAUAUAAUAAUCUCAUCCUUGAAUAUGAACAGCGAUCUCGAUUAGCAGCGAAAGAGACCGUCGAAUUGGCCAAGGAGCUGACACAUCUGAGCUACUUCAAGGUUCAUCCUUUCACGCCCAUCCCCCUGUGUAUUUGCGCCGAGUUUUUGAACACGCGAGAUAGAGAGAUCGACCCUUCGCUUAGCACGCAGCUGCAGGAAAUCCUCAACGCACUGCAGUACUUGAAGAAUGUGAACACUUUGGCAAACGAGAACCCCACUAUUCCUUUUUGGAUCGACUUGAAUAUGGAUAAUUUUGUCGUUGAUGCUCCUGUGAAGGUCGUCCGCGAGGACAUGGUAGUUAGGAUAAUAAUAAUACGUGAUUUUCCGUUUCAAUCACGUCUUCCAUUGCAUGGGGGUUUUUUUUGGAGCUCCUCCCCAGUAUUCAAAGCAAUGCUCAAUGGGAAUUUCAAAGAAGGUCAAAGCAACGCCUCAUCCAAAGACCAUGCACAAGAGAUAUGUUUACCCGAAGACGACACUACAUCGUUUGUUCUUCUGAGCAAGAUACUCCAUCAUCAACAGAGCGUGACUUCGAAGUUUCCAGACGCCUCAGCCCUUUUAGCAUUGGCAACUCUUUGCGACAAAUACCAGUGUGUCGGUGCCGUGGGAGUCUACUUCGACAAAUGGAUACUGGACAACCUGAAUUCUAGCGAAGGGACAUCUUCGCCUGAAAAGAUUUCGAAGCUCCUCCUAGUUUCGUAUAUUGCAAAUAUUGCGAACGCAUUCAAGUCGAUUUCAGAAGGUAUCUUGAGUGCUCUUCGCACGCAGGCAAGAACCCUGAAGGAACGCAACUGUUGGUAUGGAGAUUGA